Yamadazyma jaroonii is the source of this 3183-nucleotide messenger RNA. The record is from the annotation of a GenBank genome assembly. Lineage: Eukaryota; Fungi; Ascomycota; Pichiomycetes; Serinales; Debaryomycetaceae.
AUGGAUGAUCUUUUUGAUGUUUUUGAUGAACAACCUUCUAAUGUUCCACAGAUAGUGGAAAAGAAGGAAGUUCCAGAUAAAGGGACUGGGAUUACCAAGGAAACAUCGGAGAAUGGUGACGGUGAUAAAGAAAAUAAGAAAAGACACAGAGAUGAGAAACCUCAUCAAGACAAAACGAAGAAACAAGAUACAAAAAAACUUGAAAUCAAACCUGUUGUUUCAGAUGCUUUAGAGAUAGAAGCUUCUAGAGAAGUUGCUGCAUCUGAUGGUUUACUUGCAUCUACAGAUAAGGCUGAAGGACAAUUGAAGUUGAAACAUCAAGUUAGACAUCAAGUUGCAAUUCCUCCUCAAUAUCCAUAUAUCCCAAUCAGUGAACAUAAAAGACAGAACGAUGCUAGAACAUAUCCUUUCACAUUGGAUCCUUUCCAAGAUACUUCCAUUUCAUGUAUCGAUAGAAAUGAAUCAGUAUUAGUAUCUGCUCAUACUUCAGCUGGUAAAACCGUAGUAGCAGAAUAUGCUAUUGCUCAAUCUUUAAGAGACAAACAAAGAGUUAUCUAUACUUCACCAAUUAAAGCUUUAAGUAAUCAAAAGUAUCGUGAGUUGUCAGCAGAAUUCGGUGAUGUAGGUUUAAUGACUGGUGAUGUAACUAUAAAUCCAGAUGCUGGUUGUAUUGUUAUGACCACAGAAAUUUUAAGAAGCAUGUUAUACAGAGGUUCAGAAAUGAUGAGAGAAGUUGCUUGGGUGAUUUUUGAUGAAGUUCAUUAUAUGAGAGAUAAAUCUAGAGGGGUGGUUUGGGAAGAAACUAUCAUUUUAUUACCUGAUAAGGUCCAUUACGUUUUCCUUUCUGCUACUAUUCCAAAUGCUAUGGAAUUUGCUGAAUGGAUUGUUAAGAUCCAUGCCCAACCUUGUCAUGUGGUUUAUACUGAUUUCCGUCCAACUCCUUUACAACAUUAUCUUUUCCCAGCUGCUGGUGAUGGUAUUCAUUUAGUUGUUGAUGAAAAGGGAACUUUCAGAGAAGAAAAUUUUCAAAAAGCCAUGGCUCAGAUUAGUGACAAUAUGGGUGAUGAUCCAAAUUCAACUGAGAAAUCAAGAGGUAAAAAAGGACAAACUUAUAAAGGUGGUAACAGUGAUGGUAAAUCUGAUAUCUAUAAAAUUGUUAAGAUGAUUUAUAUGAAAAGAUAUAAUCCAGUUAUUGUUUUCUCUUUCUCCAAAAGAGAUUGUGAAUCUUUAGCUUUGAAAAUGUCAAAAUUAGAUUUCAAUUCUGAUGAAGAAAGGGAGGCUUUAACAACAAUUUUCAACAAUGCUAUUUCCAUUUUACCAGAAACUGAUAGAGAAUUACCUCAAAUCAAAAACAUUCUUCCUUUGUUAAGAAGAGGUAUCGGUAUCCAUCAUUCAGGUUUAUUACCAAUUUUAAAAGAAAUUAUCGAAAUUUUAUUCCAAGAAGGUUUAUUGAAAGUUUUAUUUGCAACCGAAACAUUCUCUAUUGGUCUUAAUAUGCCUGCUAAAACUGUUGUUUUCACCUCCGUUAGAAAAUGGGAUGGUGUUGGUUUUAGAUGGGUGAGUGGAGGUGAAUAUAUUCAAAUGUCUGGUAGAGCCGGUCGUAGAGGUUUGGAUGAUCGUGGUAUUGUUAUUAUGAUGAUUGAUGAGAAGAUGGAACCUCAAGUUGCUAAAGGAAUGGUUAAAGGUCAAGCUGAUAGAUUGGAUUCCGCUUUCCAUUUAGGUUAUAAUAUGAUUUUAAAUUUAAUGAGAGUGGAAGGUAUUUCUCCUGAAUUCAUGUUGGAAAGUUCAUUCUUUCAAUUUCAAAAUGCUUCUUCUGUUCCUAAAAUGGAAAGUCAAUUAAUUGAAUUAUCUAAUCAAUUAUCUACAAUUAUCAUAGAUGAUGAAAACAUCGUUAAAGAGUAUUAUAAUUUCAAACAACAAUUGAUUGGAUAUCAAGAAGAUUGCAGAAAAGUCAUCACUCAUCCUGGUCAUAUCUUACCAUUCUUACAACCUGGUAGAGUCAUUAAGGUAAAAGUUGGUGACAUGGAUUAUGGUUGGGGUAUGGUUGCAUCAUUCAAUAAAAGAAUCAACAAAAAACAUUCAUCACAUUCAUUUAGUGACCAUGACUCUUACAUUGUUCAAGUUUUCAUUUAUUCAAUGUUCAUAGAUGCACCUGUCAAUUUAAUCAAACCAUUCAAUCCUGAAUUACCUGAAGGAAUUAGACCUUCUGCUUCAGGAGAAAAAUCAAGAGCUGAAUACAUUCCUAUCACUUUAUCGUCAAUUGAAAAGAUUAGCAGUGUGAGAUUAAAGAUGCCUGAAGAUUUCAAAUCUUCUAGUGCAAAGAGAAAUUUACUCAAAACAUUGAAAGAUUUACCAAAGAAAUUACCUGAUGGAAUUCCUUUAAUGGACCCUGUUAAAAGUAUGAAGAUAGAAGAUCAAAAUUUCAAAGGAAUUUUAAGAAAAAUUGAUGUUUUGGAAUCUAAAAUUUUAAGUAACCCAUUGACUGGUUCAGUAAGAUUGAAUGAUUUAUAUGAGAAAUAUGAUAAUAAAGUCAAAAUUGAAAAAGAGAUCAAGUCUUUAAAAGAAAAAGUUCUCGAAACUCAAGCAGUGAUCCAAUUAGAUGAUUUGAAACAUAGAAGAAGAGUCUUAAGAAGAUUAGGAUUUACUACACAAAAUGAUAUUAUCGAAUUGAAAGGAAGAGUCGCUUGUGAAAUUAGUACAGGUGAUGAAUUACUUUUAACUGAAUUAAUUUUCAAUGGUACUUUCAAUGAUUUGACUCCAGAACAAUGUGCUGCAUUAUUGUCAUGUUUUGUCUUCCAAGAAAAAGCUAAAGAGACCCCUAGGUUGAAACCUGAAUUAGCUGAACCUUUGAAACAAGUUCAAGAUAUGGCCAGUAAAAUUGCUAAGAUUUCAAGAGAAUGUAAGAUUGAAUUGAUCGAAAAAGAUUAUGUUGAAAGUUUCAGACCUGAAUUAAUGGAAGUUACAUAUGCUUGGUGUAAGAAUGCUACUUUCACCCAAAUUUGUAAGAUGACCGAUGUUUAUGAAGGUUCAAUUAUUAGAAGUUUCAAAAGAUUGGAAGAAAUGAUAAGACAAUUGGUUCAAGCCGCUAAAACUAUUGGAAAUUCAGAAUUAGGAGAAAAAAUGGAAAAGGCUUUGGAUUUGGUCCAUAGAGAUAUUGUUUCUGCGGGUUCAUUGUAUCUUUAG